This is a messenger RNA of Xenopus laevis (African clawed frog), 3949 nucleotides long. It is a transcript of the gene chsy1.L, whose product is annotated as chondroitin sulfate synthase 1 L homeolog. Bases 629 to 3070 code for a protein of 813 amino acids. Lineage: Eukaryota; Metazoa; Chordata; Amphibia; Anura; Pipidae. Gene Ontology annotation, cellular component: Golgi membrane; Golgi apparatus; Golgi cisterna membrane. The transcript is spliced from 3 exons. The record is from RefSeq and is a predicted model, not a curated record. Gene Ontology annotation, molecular function: N-acetylgalactosaminyl-proteoglycan 3-beta-glucuronosyltransferase activity; acetylgalactosaminyltransferase activity; glucuronosyl-N-acetylgalactosaminyl-proteoglycan 4-beta-N-acetylgalactosaminyltransferase activity. Gene Ontology annotation, biological process: chondroitin sulfate proteoglycan biosynthetic process.
UUAGAGUCUGAGGACGGGAGCCGGGCGGGUUCAAUCUCCUGUUCCUGGGGUUUGUUCGCUCUUAAAGAGCCGCCGCUUGAGUGACGUGAGAAGGUGCUGGUGUGUGCGACAGAGACACCGGGCCGGGUGGAAAGAGUAGGGCUUGGAGCCAGGACACGUUGGGAGAAAGAGAAGGCAACGCUGAAGGGACAGGAGUGGCACAUGCGGGGGGCCGUACUUUGACACGGAGACCCCUGAACAGGCCCAAGCUCAGAUGGGAGAAGGGGGUUGGUGUGAGAGGAGGGGGCGUAAGGCCAGUGUGAGGGCUUGAGAGCGGGGAAAGAGUCUUUGUGCUUCGGGCUACACUGCCGGCCUGACGCUGAAGUGAUGUGGGGGCUGCCCGGUGCUGCUGACAGAGAGGCUGCUGCUACUGGAGAGCCCGAGUGCGGACUAUGAGUUGGAGCCGGCAGGGCGCAGACAAUGCUUGUGUAGGCGGCGGCUGUUGUGCAGGGGAUGCGAGGGCAGGGCGCCUAUAGGCUGCUUGGAUAGCGGGGCCCGGUAAGCGGUGACAGGGCUCAGAGGCUGCUGUGACCGAGUCGCGUUGGCCGUGCUGCCGCUGUUGUAGCGAGAGAUCGCACUGCCCGGAGGGAUGGCUGCAAGAAGUCGCCACUCGUUGCUCAGCGUCCUGCUGGGACUGGUCCUGGGCUUUCUGCUCGCCUCCAGGUUCAUCUUGCCCAGGGCAGCCGAGUUGCAGAGAGCCAGCCGCGGGAGAGCGGGCGCCGGGGGGGAGGCGGGCGGGCAGGCUGCGAGCUGUGGCCGACAAGUUGCUUUAAGGAGCGAUUACAGCGGGGUACUAGGCUGGCAGCAGCAGCAGCUACACUCCGACACCGGAGCCCUGAGCCCAGGCAGCGAGGAAGACAUCCCCACGGACAAGAACUUCCUUUUUGUUGGGGUCAUGACGGCUCAGAAGUACCUGGAGACCAGAGCAGUGGCUGCUUAUAGAACUUGGUCAUCGUCCAUUCCUGGUAAAGUUGAAUUUUUCUCCAGUGAAGGCUCCGACACAUCCAUACCAAUUCCAAUUGUGCCACUUCAAGGGGUGGAUGACUCCUAUCCGCCACAGAAAAAGUCCUUCAUGAUGCUCAAGUACAUGCAUGAUCACUACUUGGAUCAGUAUGAGUGGUUUAUGCGAGCAGAUGAUGAUGUUUACAUCAAAGGGGAUCGCUUGGAGAACUUUUUGAGGAGCCUUAACAGCAGCGAGCCACUGUUCUUGGGACAGACUGGCCUUGGCACCACCGAGGAAAUGGGCAAAUUGGCACUGGAGCCAGGAGAAAAUUUCUGUAUGGGUGGCCCUGGUGUAAUCAUGAGUCGAGAAGUCCUUCGUAGGGUGGUGCCCCACAUCGGCGAGUGUCUGAGGCAGAUGUUUACCACCCAUGAGGAUGUGGAGAUUGGCAGAUGUGUCCGAAGAUUUGCAGGAGUGCAGUGUGUCUGGUCUUAUGAGAUGCAGCAGUUGUUUUAUGAGAAUUAUGAGCAGAACAAGAAGGGCUACAUCCGAGAUCUUCAUAACAGCAAAAUCCACAGAGCCAUCACUUUACAUCCCAAUAAAAACCCUCCCUACCAGUACCGCUUGCACAGCUACAUGCUCAGCCGGAAAAUAGCGGAGCUCCGGUAUCGUACAAUCCAGUUGCACAGGGAGAUAGUUCUUAUGAGCAAGUACAGUAACGCAGAAGUCCACAAAGAUGACCUGCAACUGGGGAUUGCUCCAUCUUUCAUGCGGUUCCAACCACGUCAAAGAGAGGAGAUUCUGGAGUGGGAAUUUCUCACUGGCAAGUAUCUAUAUUCAACUGCCGAUGGCCAGCCUCCUAGACGUGGAAUGGAUUCUUCCCAGAAGGAGGCUCUUGAUGACAUUGUAAUGCAAGUUAUGGAGAUGAUCAAUUCCAAUGCCAAGGUUCGAGGUCGUAUUAUUGACUUUAAAGAAAUCCAGUAUGGAUACCGUAGGGUUAACCCAAUGUAUGGUGCAGAAUAUGUCUUGGAUCUGCUUCUUCUCUACAAAAAGCACAAGGGCAAGAAAAUGACUGUCCCUGUAAGGAGGCAUGCCUACCUCCAACAGACAUUCAGCAAAAUUCAGUUCAUGGAGCAUGAAGAGACUGAUGCUAAAGAACUGGCAAAUAAAAUAAACCAGGAAUCCGGUUCCUUGUCCUUUUUGUCCAAUUCUCUAAAGAUGUUUGUUCCCUUUCAUCUCACUGCAACAAAGGCUGAACACAAAGAGCCCAAAGAAACAAAGGUGAACAUCCUGGUUCCCCUCUCUGGCCGAUUUGAUAUGUUUGCCAGGUUCAUGGCCAACUUUGAGAAAACCUGCCUCAUCCCAAAUCAAAAUGUGAAGUUAGUUAUUCUGCUUUUCAACUCCGACUCCAAUCCUGACAAAACCAGGCAAGUUGAACUCAUGAGAGAUUACCGCGUUAAAUAUCCCAAGGCCGAUAUGCAGAUCUUACCAGUGUCUGGAGAGUUCUCCAGGGCUUUGGCUUUGGAAGUUGGAUCCUCGCAGUUUAGAAAUGACUCUCUGCUCUUCUUUUGUGACGUGGAUUUGGUUUUCUCCACGGAGUUUAUACAGCGAUGCAGGUCGAACACCAUUUUAGGGCAGCAGAUAUACUUUCCAAUUAUAUUUAGCCAAUAUGACCCCAAGAUUGUCUAUGCGGGAAAGGUUCCCAGUGAUAACCAUUAUGCUUUUACUCAGAAGACUGGCUUUUGGAGAAACUAUGGCUUUGGCAUCACCUGUGUCUAUAAGGGAGAUCUUCUACGUGCUGGGGGCUUUGAUGUUUCCAUUCAAGGGUGGGGACUAGAGGAUGUUGACCUUUUCAACAAAGUGGUACAAGUAGGUUUAAAGACAUUUAGGAGUCAGGAGGUUGGCGUUGUUCACAUCCACCAUCCUGUGUUUUGUGACCCCAAUCUCGAUCCUAAACAGUACAAAAUGUGUUUAGGAUCCAAAGCCUCCACUUACGGGUCAACCCAACGCCUGGCCGAGUUAUGGCUUGAGAAGAAUGACCCGACGUUUGGCAGAUCCACUCACACAAAUGAGUCUGUCAGGACAGCCUAAUAAUCCAGCGCUGCUGGGGGACCCUUGAACUGUUUCAUAAUCUAAUUUAUUUUUUCAAAAUUAUUUUAAUAGUUAAGACUGUAGUGUUUGAUAGCAAUCAUGUCUUUCUUAAAAAAAAAAAGCUAAAAAAAAUGUGAUCAGUAUUUGCCUUUCAGCCAUUGCAAUAUGACAACUUGAAGUCUCAUGAACAAAUCUUUUUUUUGUUUUUUUUUUAUACUGCAUUCCAUGUUUUCAUUGCUGCAUUUCUUUGCCGUCAGUCUUUUUUGUCUAGGCCUUGCAUUGUACCUACAGGAACAUAUUUGCUCCAUUUCAAUCCUUCAAUUCGGAAACCCCUACUUUAUACAAAUACAGAGCCUGUCCCCUCCUUUCAAUAUUCUUGCACAACCGUAGACACUCUUAAAAUCUCUCGUGUCAGCACAUGAAGUCAAAUAACAGGAUUGUACCCUUCCAUGUUUUUAUUAAUAUUAGUGCGCCAGUAACAGAAUGUUUCCCAUUAACAGAUAUUGCUGGUCAUGUCCCAGGGUAACGUGUAUAAACUGGCGUCGAAUCAUAGUUAAUGAGCAAGCACUGGCCCUUGAGCCAACUUGUGUGAGUGUGUUUUUCCUUAUCCGUUAUGGUUAUUAGUAUUGUAAUUUAUGUACGUUUUUUUUUUCCAUUUUGGUUAUUUAAGCGUUUCUUGUGCAUAAACAUUAUGUACAAUGACUUCCCAAGGCUUUAUUUUAUUCUUCUUGUAAGCCGUGUUUGUGUCGUGAUCAAGCUGUGGUACAAUUGUAGGACCUGCUUGUAAAGUGCCCAAACUGAAGAGCAGCCCUGGCUUUAGGAAUAUACUAUGUUUCAAUUGUUUACAGAAGGAUUUGCCUAGGUUAGGAGUCCUUCAUA